This is a messenger RNA of Vanrija pseudolonga, 1763 nucleotides long. Its product is annotated as Pantothenate transporter liz1. Gene Ontology annotation, molecular function: transmembrane transporter activity. Gene Ontology annotation, biological process: transmembrane transport. The record is from RefSeq and is a predicted model, not a curated record. Bases 200 to 1687 code for a protein of 495 amino acids. The transcript is spliced from 7 exons. Gene Ontology annotation, cellular component: membrane. Lineage: Eukaryota; Fungi; Basidiomycota; Tremellomycetes; Trichosporonales; Trichosporonaceae.
CUGCAAUCGCCUAUCUCUGCACUAUCGGCCGGCUGCGGGGCUCAUCGGGGUGGUUGCCACCGCUGUGCUCGGGCGCAUAUAACGGCCGUUGAUGUUGUGGGGUUGGCCCCGCAGCAGCUUAUCAGUCCCGACAGGACAGAGGAUAUAAGGCGGCGAGCAACACACGGACGAGCAAGGCAUACCAACUCCCCUCGGCAACAUGACCCUCGAGACCGACCCCCACGCACGCACCCCGCCCAGCCGCGCCGCGACCCGCAAGGAACGCUUCGUGUCCUUCAUCUGGGACUCGGACUACUACACCAAGUCGGAAGCCGAGCGCUGGCUCGUCUUCAAGCUCGACUGCGUUAUCCUCCCCGUCGUCUGCCUCGGAUGGCUCAUGAAGUACAUUGACCAGAGCAACAUCACGAACGCGUACGUGAGCGGCAUGAAGGAGGAGCUGGGUAUCCACGCGAACGAGUACACGUACAUGAUUCUCUGUUACAAUGUCGCCGCGGUGCUCAUGAUGCUGCCCGGCAACCUGAUCGCGCUGAAGAUGCGCCCGUCGUACCUCCUCGCCGGGUGCGAGGUGCUCUGGAUGGUCUUCACCUUCGCACAGGCCGGAGCACGCAGCUCGACCGACCUGUACGUGUUCCGCUUCUUCGUUGGCCUCUUCGAGGCGUCCUUCGCCCCCGUGGUCCUCUUCCUCCUCGGGUCAUGGUACACGUCUGCCGAGCUCGCUAAGCGCACGUCUAUCUGGUUCAUCGCCGGAAACGCGGGGCAGGCGUUCUCGGGAUACAUGCAGGCUGCGAUCUACACGACGCUGAACGGCAAGCUCGGCAUGGCCGGGUGGCGCUGGCUGUACAUCAUCUGCGGGAUCAUGACCUUCCCGACCGCCAUGCUCGUCCUCUUCCUGCUGCCCGACUUCCCGCACAACUGCCGCAGCCGGUACAUCACCCCUGCGGAGCGCGAGAUGGCGCGUGCGCGGUGUGCGCGCAACGGUACCGCCGAGAUCACGGGCAAGAUCGGCUUUGGCCUCCUCAAGCGCGUGCUGGGUAACUGGCGCUGGUGGAUCAUUGUGCCUACGUACAUUGUGUACGCUACCGCGUGCCAGGACUACAACUACUUUGCUAUCUGGCUCAAAGGCCACGGAUCUGGUGUCGUCAAGGCAAACAUCUGGUCCUCGGGGCUCUUCCUGACCGGUAUCCCGUUCGCCGUGGGCUACGCAUACCUCGCCGACCUGCUGCGUAACCGCUUCAUCGUGUGUUUCUGUGCGCUCUGCUGGGCGUGCGUGCCGACGGGAAUCAUUGCGGUUCACCCGCUUCACAUCUGGAACCUGAUGAUCUUCGCCUUCUUCACCUGCUACACCUUCUUCAUCACGCCCGUCCUCUUCUCAUGGUUCAACGAGAUCGCCCACGGCAACGCCGAGGAGCGCGCAGUCAUCAUUGCGAGCGCCAACACCGGCUUCGCCGUCUUCAACUGCUGGCUUCCGACCAUCAUCUUCAAGCAGACGGACGGGCCGCGGUUCAAAAAGGGCUUCGCCACGACGUUCAGCUGUGCCGCCGCAUCGCCCUUCCUCUUCCUCCUCCUCAAGCUGAUGCACGACAGGCAGAAGCGGCGCGAGAAGGCCGAGCGCGAUGCCCUCGAGGACAUCGAGGCGCGCGAGGACAAGGAGAAGGAGGCGGGCAUGGACCGCGUCGUGACUGCGUAGUUGGGGCAGGCAGGGGCGCAAGUGUCGUAGUUGUUUAAGAGCGAACAGAAGGGAUGGAUCAAUCUAUGUAGUGUCU